This is a messenger RNA of Meyerozyma guilliermondii ATCC 6260, 747 nucleotides long. RefSeq names its product Pir32p (gene PIR32). Gene Ontology annotation, cellular component: fungal-type cell wall. Gene Ontology annotation, biological process: fungal-type cell wall organization. The transcript has a single exon. NCBI's taxonomy places the organism in Eukaryota, Fungi, Ascomycota, Pichiomycetes, Serinales, Debaryomycetaceae. Gene Ontology annotation, molecular function: structural constituent of cell wall. The record is from RefSeq and is a predicted model, not a curated record. The coding region runs from base 1 to 747 and encodes 248 amino acids.
AUGUUGUUUCUUUCAGGUAUUACCUUGGCCUUGGCCUAUGCCACUAGCUCACUUGCGCUUUACAUUCCUGGUGCCGACGAUUGGACAAAACUCAUUCCCGAUUCAGUGCCGUUAGCUGGAAGUUAUGACACCAUUCCUUUCUCGUUUGGUAUUGUGGUUACUCCAUUUGAACAGAUUGAUGGUGAGUACACCGAACCCUCAUUCCAUGGUCCCAAGCUGGUUACUACAACCUACACUUCAACUGUCAUUACCGAUGGUCCCAAACCCACCAAAGCUGUUUCUCCCGUGAAGCAAAUUUGGGACGGACAAAUUCAGAAUGGUCCUGAAGAUGAUUGCGAUGACGACGAUGAAACCUAUGGUUAUGGAAAGAGGAACGAAGUGUACGAUGAUUGUGAUUCUGACGAUGAAGAUGAUUCCGGCUUAUUUUCCUCACCAGUAUUUUCUGUUGCUUGCCUUGGCGAGAACACACUUCAGAUGAGUCUUAGAGGUGGAAUUCUUAGAGAUGCACAGAAUAGAAUUGGCUCGAUUGUUUCUAGUCACCAAUUCCAAUUCGAUGGUCCUCUUCCUCAACAUGGCACUUUGUACGCAAAUGGUUGGAGUGUAUCCAGCAAAGGAAGACUUGCCCUUGGAAACAGCACAACAUUCUAUCAGUGUGCCUCUGGUGACUUCUACAACUUGUAUGACAAGAAGAUUGCAUACCAAUGUAAUCCCGUUACUCUUGAGGUUGUGGAGCUCAUUUCUUGUUAA